ACCCACAGCGGCGGAAGUCAGCCUCCAGGACAAGAUGGCGGCUCCGAAGAUCGCGCCGAGAGACGCUCAGGUUAUGGCGCAGAUUUUGAAGGAUAUGGGCAUCGCAGAAUAUGAACCAAGAGUUAUUAAUCAGAUGUUGGAAUUUACUUAUCGAUACAUAACAACAAUACUGGAAGAUGCUAAAAUAUAUUCUAGUCAUGCUAAAAAAUCAAGUGUUGAUGCUGAUGAUGUAAGACUGGCUAUUCAGUGUCGAAUGGACCAUUCGUUUACAUCGCCUCCUCCUAGAGAUUUUCUUUUGGAGAUUGCUCGGCAGAAGAAUCAAAACCCAUUACCUUUAAUAAAACCGUAUUCUGGGCCCAGGCUACCACCAGACAGAUAUUGCUUAACAGCUCCGAACUACAGACUGAAGUCACUACAUAAGAAGAUGACACCAUCCAGCGGAAGAAUAACUGUACCAAGACUAAGUGUUGGAACAUGUGUUACAAGUCGCCCCAGUACACCAACACUGGGUACCCCUUCAUCACAAACGGUGGCUGUUACUACAAAAGUGGGAACUCCUGUCUCACUCGCAGGACAAAGAUUCACUGUGCAAAUUCCUUCCUCGCAAACGUCUGUCAAAUCAGCAACAGGCAUACAAUCAACAACUGCGGUUCAAAAUGUCCUGAUUAACCCAUCUCUCAUUGGUUCAAAAAAUAUCCUCAUCACGACUAACAUGGUCUCAACCCCAAGUACCACCAGUGAUGGAAAUUCUUUGAAACGGAAACAUGAAGAUGAUGAUGACUUUGAUGCUUCAUAAAAGUAAACCGGAACAUUGUUUUGUAAAGCUAUUGUGCUUUCCAGAAAACAUACUACAGAAUGAGACACCCAGAUUAUGAAUCAUGUUCUUUUGCAGACACCAUUGACAGAAGUUUACUAAAUGUCACCUCAUUAUCCUCAGAUGGUUUGCAGGUCAUCUGUUUGGACAAGCUGGGCAUUAAUUACAUCCAGGAAUGUGAAACUAAUUUAUAAAAAUGCUAGCACUCUAUGGCCAGUUCAAAUUGUGAACAUCAGACGUUGGAGAUUAAAGAAAUGUGCCAUUCAAAACGCUGGAUUUCUUCUUGCCACAUGUUUAUUUGUUUUUUGAAGUAGCCUGAAUUCAAUUUAAAAUAUGUUUUGAGGUGUGCAGAAUUAUUGGAUUUUAAGAGUUGAUUUGGGGAGUUUCAAGUAUUUGCUACAUUGUUGUCGUUUUUUAUUGUUUUCCACAUUUAAUUCAUGUGAAUAAUUGGUAUUGAGACAGGCUUUUAUUCCUCAUGAAAAUGUGAAAGUUACGUGUGUUGAAACUUACACAUUUUUUUGUUAGUUAUUAUGUAAAAUAAAUUUGCAUUUGGAGAUACGGUUUUACAAAAGUUAUUCAAAAUGUGAACCAGUUGUAUUUUAAUAAAUUUUUGUACAAUGAGAUGAGACCAAGUUUGGGGGGAAAAGUCAUUUAACCUUAGUUAUGUCUCUGCAAAAGCUACAUUCAAUACAGCAUGGAAACAAACACUUCUUGUUACUUA
This is a messenger RNA of Callorhinchus milii (elephant shark), 1535 nucleotides long. It is a transcript of the gene taf9, whose product is annotated as TAF9 RNA polymerase II, TATA box binding protein (TBP)-associated factor. Gene Ontology annotation, molecular function: transcription coactivator activity; protein heterodimerization activity; RNA polymerase II general transcription initiation factor activity. Gene Ontology annotation, biological process: DNA-templated transcription initiation; RNA polymerase II preinitiation complex assembly. The transcript has 7 exons. The record is from RefSeq and is a predicted model, not a curated record. Gene Ontology annotation, cellular component: SAGA complex; transcription factor TFIID complex. The coding region runs from base 35 to 796 and encodes 253 amino acids. Lineage: Eukaryota; Metazoa; Chordata; Chondrichthyes; Chimaeriformes; Callorhinchidae.